UUGACUACGCCUUCCGACGUCAGCUCCACCGAAACUUUAAGGAGCUCACCUGCCUGGCAGCCAGGGUGGGAAAAGACGAACACUGAGAGGAGACACCAGUGUCCUCGUCCGGAAGAAAAACUUUCUCACGAGCUGACAGGUCAACAACAUGUGAACUCGCGACCUGUUGAUUUUCAGGAAUUGUUGCCUUUUUGAACCGCUGCUGGGACGUUUAGGGACCCGCGGACACUGCGGUUUCAUUACUUAAAGUUAUAACUGAUAGGGACUUCCGGGUUGGGACUUCGGCUGAGGAACGCCUAUACGGCACUGGGAGUUGAAAACUAGUAUGGAAACCAGUGUGGACAUUGAGCUGCAGACCAUCAAGACGAAUGGGAACGAUGGAGCAGCAUAUUUGUCUAAUGAACGGGUGACAGCGAGUAAUGGAGAUGGUGCAGCGUACAGAUACCCUGAUGCAUCAGAGAGAGAUGGGUUGCUGUCAGGACAGAUCGAUGGUUGUAAUGGCGGGGUGGCCCCAUCUGCCCAUACAGCAGAAGCUCAAAGGGAUCUGGAACAUAGAUUUACUCCUCAAGAGGAAAGCGCCGUGUGCAGGGUAAAGAGAGAGCUAAAUGAGGUUGUCUUCUGGAAAGUCAGACUAUGGAUGAUCAUCAUCAGCAUCUUUGUUCUCAUCUUGGCUGUGAUUUUGAUAUCGAUGGCCGUGUGCUCAGUGAUCCACGAGGACAAGGAUGACAACUUUGACCGUUCAAUGUUUAAAGUUCCUCAACAUUUCCACGGAAGCUUCCAACUGCCCAAUCGGGUCUUCACAGAAGAACUUCUCACCCGUUCCUCCAAUGAAAGCCAAGCACUUGCUGCUGACCUUCAAGAAAAGCUGGUUGACCUCUACACAUCCUCCCCUGCCCUGGGACGAUACUUCUCCAGAGCUGAGAUACGUGAAUUCAGGAACGGUUCAGUCAUCGCUGACUACCAGCUGACAUUCCUCAUGCCUGAAGAGCAGCAGGAUCAGCUGAGAAACAUCACUCUGAGUAGAGAGAUGGUGUACAACGUGUUCAGACAGUUUCUCUACGACCAGGAGCCAGAUGAGUCAGGACAGAUGUACAUUGAUCCAGUUUCCCUGAGCAUGUUUUAAGACACUAAUGACAAUGUUCACAAGCAAACAGGAAAACUGGUAAAUCUUGCUUUCUUUGUUAUUUAAGUGAGACUCUGACUCAGUAAACACUAAGCUUACAGUAAGGUGGUUGACCGUGGCAUAUGAUUUGUCAGACUUCUGUGUAAUUCUCCCACGAGUCUGCAGACAUUUUGCAUAUGAUGCAUCUUUAACCACAGGAAGCUAUGUGGCCACAGUCACACAGACCCGAUACGGCUGUAGGUCAUUAUGAUGACCUCAUGACCUCUCAGACAUUUGCCUGCUUUCAAACCAUGUGGUUUAAAAAUCAGUGUAUGAAACACAAUUUUUCUAUAUUGUAUUUGAGAAUUUUUUGUGCUCGUCUGUGCCUUAUUUAGCUGUAAGUGUAAGAUUGUUGGCACACAUAUCAGUGCUGUAAUUAUUUAUAUUCAUUCUCUGACAAUCACUGUGAUGUUAUACCUGACCGUUUGUACAAAACGUGGCGGAGUAAGUGUUUUUUUUUAAAGGAAAUACAAAUGUAUAUAUUUUCAUAUCGGUGCCAUUAUUUUCUGUCACCGGACAGCAUUUGCAAACCAAAACUGUGGAACGGCCUGAAUGCAUUUGCAUAGACAGCGAUCAGACUGCAGGAAGAUCAGCUGUAGAGAACUGUACAAGAAAAUAAGCCAGCUGGUGCAGUCAUUUUGGAAAUAAUGACUACAUAAAACUACAUAUACUGUAUAUUCUACUGUAUACACAAAGGGUUAACCUGAUGUACUUCUAACAUUCUUUCUGGCUGAAUAGUAGAGGAAGUGCAUGUCAAACAUGCAAAUGAUGAAGUACUGUUUACUUUGUUUUUCUGUCUCUGUUUGGAGUCAACAUUUGAGAAUUUACACUGACAUUUUCCUCUUAAGGUGUGCUAGUAGCAGGUUGUUGCAUUUAAUAGCGCAGGCUGCGUAUCACAUGUUAAUCAGCUAGAGCCGUGUCAGUGUGUGAGACUGCAGCCUGUUUCCUGGCAGUGAUCAUGUCAACAUGUCUGUCCUCUAAUAAGAUUACAGCUGUGAUUAAUGUUUGUGCCAAAUGAUCUGGUCACAAACAGUCAUUCUUCACAGCCACCAGAUGGUUAUUAAUUAGUCCUCCCUUCAGCUGGUUACACUCAGUACAAGACUUCAUGGAAAGAACUGAAGCUUGAGCCAACUAAGACACUAAUUGCCAUGUUUUUUAUCACUUAACAUUUUGUGGUAAGAACUCAUCUGUUCCAAAGGUGAAAGUAAGGGUUUGAUUCAAAUAAUGUGAGAAAAUAUGUAUAAGGCCUGUAAUUUCUCAAAUAAAGAAUAUUUUUACAGAUA
This is a messenger RNA of Epinephelus lanceolatus (giant grouper), 2445 nucleotides long. It is a transcript of the gene c15h3orf52, whose product is annotated as chromosome 15 C3orf52 homolog. Lineage: Eukaryota; Metazoa; Chordata; Actinopteri; Perciformes; Serranidae. The record is from RefSeq and is a predicted model, not a curated record.